Molecule: messenger RNA, 1978 nt
Organism: Syngnathus typhle (broad-nosed pipefish)
Lineage: Eukaryota; Metazoa; Chordata; Actinopteri; Syngnathiformes; Syngnathidae
Gene: apln
Product: apelin
Exons: 3
Coding region: 375-608 (77 amino acids)
Biological process (GO): signal transduction
Molecular function (GO): hormone activity; apelin receptor binding
Source: RefSeq, a predicted model, not a curated record
CACAUGACCAGACAGCCUCCUUAUCCGAGGAGUGCAGGACUUCCAGAGACACUCACAGCUCCACUGAACUUGGCUGCUCAUUUUCUGACACACACUGUGGGGGAGCUUGGAUAGAGACGUGCCUCCAGUCAUUGGAGUGGAGCUGUCACAUAUAACACACAAACACACAUUUAGACAACACUCAUUUCUUAUACACACACACACACAGAGCAAACAGUCUCUUUCAUUCUCUCUCACUUGCACUCUCUCUCUCUCUCUCUCUCUCUCUCUCUCCUCCCUCCCAUCCACACACACACAAACACACACACAUACACACACACAGCACUACAGUAUAUCAGCGAGCGACGAGCGGCGAGCCAGAGGGGAGUGCAGAAAUGAAUGUGAAGAUUCUGACGCUGGUGAUUGUGCUCCUGGUGUCUCUGCUGUGUUCUGCCAGUGCUGGUCCAAUGGCCUUCACGGAACAUGGCAAAGAGCUGGAGGAAGCAGCUCCACUGAGAAAGCUGGUGCAGCAAAGCCCUUUGAGGAGCGGUCAGAGCCACAGACCAGCCGGAUGGAAGCGGAGACGCCCACGGCCCCGCCUUUCCCACAAGGGGCCAAUGCCGUUCUAGAGCAAGGCACUGCUUUAAGCGCCAUCCCCCAGGUUCUGAUUUCUAUGCUCUUCCUUUGCCAUGGGGGGCCUUGCUGCUAAGGGCCUAUGCUUGCCCAGCCUGAAGAGUGAUGUCCAUAGCACCUGCUGGUUCUUCAAGCAACUCUGUCCACAAGAAAAAAAAAAAAAAUCAGGACAAGCCGCUCAACCCUUAGCUCUAAGGAGGAACGAGGGAGGGAAGUGAUGGGGGGGUGGAGAGUUACUGAGCCCCUAGCCAUCUGAUUCUAAUCCUCUGUCACCCUAAAUGACUUGAUCUAUCUCUGUCUUCUCCCAAAUGUUGUUUUUCUUUACGUAUCAUUUGCUUUUUAGACACCAAUCAUAGCAGUCUCCUUGAGAGUCGUACACACUUAGCAUGACAUGGUUCAGACUCUCUAAGAGCAUCUGUCACUUCUCUCGUGUAAUUUUCCUGUCAAUGGAAUCUAAGGUUGGCCCCCAAUUGUGUCACUGUGUAGCAGCUUAAUGGUUUUUGCAAAGGAAGAAGGAGCUAAUCACACAACAGUUAAUUGGUCAAAUAUUAUUAUUAUUAAUAUAUUAUUUGCUAGUCUAUUUCUACUGCUCAAAGGAGUCGACAGUUGAAUGAGCAAUUAGCAAGGCAGGAGUGUUGCAUUUGACUGUGCUUUGCAUUUUCUAAUGCCAUCCACAUUUCAUUUUUGACAGAAACAAUUGCACACAUGUCCAAAUAAUCGACUUAAGUGGCAGAACUACUAUAUUUGGGAGAUUCUGGAAUCUGAAGCUAGUUUGGUGUUCGGAACUGCACUCGAGGUCUCUGUAGCAGCAUGUGUCAACUCAAAUGAGUCUUAAACUCCAAAUUUCAUUUUCAGUCGUUACCCUACCACCUUUCUGCCACACGACUGUUAACUGGCAUUGGCAGUCUGUCCCACUUACAGGCUUGCCUUGCCUUUUAAUGAAGUGCCAAAUGAUGAAACCACUCUAAAUGCUGCCAGGGUGUGAAGAAAUUGCCUCUGUUAAAGUCUUGAAAUACUGACACGCAUUUGAAGUUAGGGGUGAAUCAACAUUGGAUCAUACCAUUUCAAUUACUAAACCUCAAAUGGCACUUCACCCUUGGCUAAAUACUCCCAGUUUGGGAUUAUCUGAAUGAUACACCUUCAAGGAUGGGCAUCUUCUUGAUGCCUGGAUUUAUUCCCCUGCAUUACUUAGAAGAAAGUGUCGCAAAUGAGAAACCUCGCAGGAGGCACACCCACUUUUACCUUGGCUCAUGCCCCAAAUCAAGAUCACGAAUGGUCCUGCUGUCUAAUCCUAUAGUGACUUUAAACCUUUGACCAAACGAUAUGCCUUUGCAUCAUACUGGAAUACAUCACUGUUUAUCUAUGA